UGUGUCUCCGUGUGUGCAUGCAGUGAAAUGGCUGAAGCCACGUUUUCUCAGGAUAAAUUCAGCUGUCCAGUGUGUCUGGAUUUGCUGAAGGAUCCAGUGACUAUUCCCUGUGGACACAGUUACUGUAAGAGCUGCAUUACAAACUGCUGGGAUCAAGAGGAUCAGAAGAGAGUCUACAGCUGCCCUCAGUGCCGACAGACCUUCAGUCCAAGACCUGCUUUAAAUAAAAGCACCAUGCUGGCUGAAGUGGUGGAGCAACUGAAGAAGACUGAACUCCAAACUGCUGUUCCUGCAGGACCUGGAGAUGUGGAGUGCGACAUUUGUACUGGAAGAAAACACAAAGCCAUCAAGUCCUGUCUGGUGUGUCUGAACUCUUUCUGUCAAAAUCACCUUCAACAACAUGAGAAUCUCUUCAAAGGAAAGAGACACAAUCUAAUGGAUGCCACUGGACAACUUCAGGAGAUGAUCUGCUGUAAACAUGAGAAACUACUGGAAAUUUACUGCCGUACUGACCAGAGUUGUAUAUGUGUGCUCUGUAUGGUGGAUGAACACAAAAAUCAUGAGACUGUAUCAACUGCAGCAGAGAGAACAGAGAAGCAGAGACAAUUAGAUGAGACACGGAGAGAAUUCCAGCAGCAAAUCCAGGAGCGAGAGAAGAAGCUUCAGGAGCUGAAAGAGGCUGUGGAGACUCACAAGCGCUCUGCACAGACAGCAGUGGAGAGCAGUGAAAGGAUCUUUACUGAACUCAUCAGCUCCAUUGAGAGAAGACGCUCUGAGGUCACACAGAUGAUCAGAGUUCGAGAAAAGACUGCCGUGAGUCGAGCUGAAGGACUCAUGGAGCGACUGGAGCAGGAGAUUGAUGAUCUGAGGAAGAGAAACGCUGAGCUGGAGCAGCUUUCAGACACACGUGAUCACAUCCAUUUCCUUCAGAGUUUUCCAUCUCUCUCUGGCCCUCCUGGAUCUCCAGAUGUUCCCAGCAUAACUUUCAGUUCCUAUGAUGAUGUAGGACAAUCAGUCUCUCAGCUGAGACAAAAACUGGAGGAUUUUUGCAGACAGGAGAUUGAAAAGAUAUCUGGUAAAGCAGAGAGGCCUGAGACAGAAAAUGCAGGAUUUGAUUUGAAACAGAAAAUGAAGGAUUUCCACAGAGCACAGACAAAUCAAAGAGCAGGGGAGAGAGAGAUCCGGCAAUCAAGGCUUCUAAUGAGACUGAAAGAGUUGGAGGUCACCAGAGAACAGCUUAGAGUACUGAGUCUGCAACAAGAAGAUUUUAAGAGAAAAAAUAUGUCAGAGUGAGAUGCACUCAAAUCACCCCAGAAUAUGACAGCAGGAAAGAGUGUUGGGCUGAAAGGAAAACAAAUACAGGCACCAUAUGCAUUUUUACAUAUAUGUCUCAUUAGCACCAAAUUUUACUUUUGAAAAAAGUGCAAAAUGCAUGUGGUUUGAAAGCCAGAUCAGCUUACAUUUACUCUAACUUUUUUUUUUUAAUCCAAGUCUUACUUCAGUUGUCACAUAUGGGUGCUAUACUAACUGCAUGAAGACUAGGAAUUCACAGAAACAGGCUUUAAUAUGAUAAUCCACAGAAUACAGGUUUGAAUAAGAGGGGUCACAUCCACAAAGUACAUACGACACCAGACCAAGAACAGAACCAAACGGAGAAUAAAUACACAGGAACCAAUGAGAUAAUUAACAGGACAGGUGAAUGGAAACAAUAAUCAGACACACUGAAAAAAAUGAGUGACAAGCACAGGGAGAACAGAACCAAAACACAUUGAACAAAACAUACCCCUGUCAUGACAUCAGUGUGUACACAGCCAUUUCUGGUAAAUAUGAAAAUAGCUUGUUGUAUUUUAUAUUGCUUUAUAGUAAAACUGGCCACGCCUACUACUUUUAUUUUGACUUGGUGUGGGCAUGCUGAAUUUAACAUCCAUGUUUUGAUAAUUAUUAAUAAUGGGAUAAUGUGAACAGGCGAAGAUGAUUUUGGGAAAAAUAUCCAGUGUUGCAGAUUUUUUAGAGGGAAAUGAAAUCAUAGAUAUACAUUUUGUUUUUGGACUGAGACAAGCUUUCCAAUGGCAUAAAGACUUGAGUCUCUGAUAUCCAUUACAGGAGUAAUGCCAAACGUGAUUUUUUUGUUUGUUUGUUUACUCAAGG
Sinocyclocheilus rhinocerous is the source of this 2148-nucleotide messenger RNA. Its product is annotated as E3 ubiquitin/ISG15 ligase TRIM25-like. The record is from RefSeq and is a predicted model, not a curated record. The transcript is spliced from 8 exons. Gene Ontology annotation, molecular function: zinc ion binding. Bases 28 to 1293 code for a protein of 421 amino acids. NCBI's taxonomy places the organism in Eukaryota, Metazoa, Chordata, Actinopteri, Cypriniformes, Cyprinidae.